Aspergillus aculeatus ATCC 16872 is the source of this 591-nucleotide messenger RNA. RefSeq lists its product as uncharacterized. The record is from RefSeq and is a predicted model, not a curated record. Lineage: Eukaryota; Fungi; Ascomycota; Eurotiomycetes; Eurotiales; Aspergillaceae. The transcript has a single exon. Bases 1 to 591 code for a protein of 196 amino acids.
AUGACGGAUUUCAAAUUCGCAAACUCUUCCGAAAAGGUUCCUGGUGACGGGAACCUCCCCGCCGAGUUCUCCAUUAAAGCGAGCCCUUCAACCGACAUUUGGGCCAAGCCUCCUUCCACAGAGUCUUUCAACGCACCCAUCCUGUACAAAAGCGUGCCAGUGCAAUCCUUCAAGAGGGCCAGGGUCGCAUUCAAUGCCCUCUGGAAACACAAGUACGACCAGGGAGGCGUGAUCCUGGUCCUCAAUGGUGCUGAUGGAACUCGAAAAUGGGUCAAGUCCGGUAUUGAGCUUGCCAACGGCAGGCCACACCUGAGCACUGUCGCCAAGGACCGUUGGGCGGACUGGAGCCUGCAGCCUGUGCCGUCAGGUGGUGGAGCGGCCACCCUGGAGAUUGUCCGAGAGUCGGAUAACAGCUUAUGGAUCUAUCUGGUUGAGGGCGUUCAAAAGUCUCCCCUUCGAGAGGUGACCUGGUUCUUCGAAGACACAAACGUGCAAGACCUUUGGAUUGGACUUUAUGCAGCGAAACCCUCGGGUGAAAAGGAGGAUCUGGUAGUCAACUUCGGCCACUUGAUUAUCGAAUCGGCUGAGUAA